ACUCUUUCACUGACUGCACUUGCUCGGGUACAAGCAUUCAGGCUUUUGGGAUGUUGGUAAAGUGGGAAGAAGCUUCUCGUGCAAAUUUUUAUUCUAAGGGACUCUAACACUGGUCAAAUUUCAACUUCAAUACUUCUCUCCAACCUAAUCAUGGAAGACCAUUUUCCCCCAAAGGGAAAGGAAAUUGGCUAUUGCACAUCUCCUGGAGUUCAGUUGGAGGAAUCAACAUCUGUAGAUGGUGGAACGAAAAAUUCAGUUUCAGAUGACAUGUUUAGCUACUUCUCAGAGCUAAUGAACUUUGAUACCUAUGCUGGUUGGAGCAAUAGCCCAUCCUUGACUGAUCAGAGUUUGGCUAAUGUGUUUUCAUCAUUUUCCUCACCACCUGAUGGAUUGAAUUUAGUGGAACAUAGCAAUGGUCCAUUCUUUAUGACAGAAGUUGGUGAAAUUCACAAUGAUAUGGAAAGUUCACCAAGUUGUGAGGAGAGAGUUAUAUUUCAUCAAAUGGACAUCCAACUUGGGUUCUUAGAUGAUGCAAAUAACUUAGAUUCAAAACAAAAUCAUAAUGGCACAUCUCAGAAAAUUAAUACCUCAGACAUGUGCAAUUACAUAAUCUCAAGGUCUUCAGGAAGGUCACUUAAUGAUAGAAUGCUGAGGGCCCUGUCCUCCUUUAUGGAAUCAGCUGAUGCUGGAAUGUUAGCACAAGUUUGGCUACCUAUAAAGCAUGGUGAUGAAUUCAUCUUAAGCACAAGUGAGCAACCUUAUUUGCUAGAUCCAAAGCUUGCAGGGUAUCGUGAAGUGUCAAGGGCAUUUACAUUUUCUGCAGAAGGAAAGCCAGGAUCAUGUCCAGGACUUCCGGCUCGCGUGUUUAUAUCGCAUGUUCCUGAGUGGACCUCCAACGUUGGUUACUACAAUAAAACUGAGUACUUAAGGUUGGAGCAUGCAAUGAAUCAUGAGAUUCGUGGAUCUAUUGCUCUUCCUAUAUCUGAUGAGAACUCUCAAGUGCCAUGUGCUGUAUUGGAACUAGUCACUACAAAGGAAAAGCCUAAUUUUGACAGAGAAUUAGAAAUUGUUACUCAUGCGCUCCAGCUUGUAAAUUUAAGGACUACUACGCCUCCACGACUUCUUCCCCAGUGUCUAUCAAGCAAUAAAAGAUCUGCUUUAACAGAGAUAAUUGAUGUUUUACGGGCCGUGUGUCAUGCACAUAGAUUGCCACUAGCACUGACAUGGAUUCCAUGUUGCUACAGAGAGGGAACGGGAGAUGAAACUGAGAGAAUAAGAAUCAAAGAGGGUCGUACAAGUUCUAAUGAAAAAUGUGUACUAUGCAUUGAAGAAUCAGCUUGCUAUGUAAAUGAUGGAGCGGUAAGAGGAUUUGUUCAUGCAUGCGUUGAGCAUCAUCUUGUGGAAGGGCAAGGUAUAGCGGGAAAAGCUCUUCAAUCAAAUCAUCCAUUCUUCUAUACUGAUGUGAAGACAUAUGAUAUUGUUGAAUAUCCCCUUGUUCACCAUGCACGCAAAUAUAACUUGAAUGCUGCAGUUGCAAUAAGGCUAAGGAGUACCUAUACCAAUGAUGAUGAUUACAUAUUAGAAUUCUUCCUGCCUGUUAAUAUGACAGGGAGUUCAGAACAGCAACUAUUAUUGGACAAUCUCUCAGGUACCAUGCGGAGAAUUUGCAGGACUUUGAGGACAGUUUCAGAUGCUGAGUUAACAGGUAUAGAAGGCUCUCAAGGUGGGUUUCCAAGGGAAAAAGUCUCGGGUAUUUUUCCUUUGUCCAGGAGAAACUCUCAGAUAACAUUCAUAAAUGAUGACCAUGAUUCGGUUCAGAAGAUGUCCUUGAAGGUAUCUAACCUGAAAAAUAAUGGAAUUGAAGCUGCUCAUAGCCAGGAAAUGAAUGGAUCAAGAAAGCAGAUUGAGAAAAAGAGAUGCACUGUGGAGAAGAAUGUUAGCUUGAGUGUACUCCAACAAUACUUUUCUGGUAGUCUGAAAGAUGCUGCAAAGAGCAUUGGUGUUUGCCCAACAACAUUAAAAAGGAUAUGCAGACAACAUGGAAUUUCAAGAUGGCCAUCACGCAAGAUCAAUAAAGUAAAUCGUUCAUUAAAAAAGAUACAAACUGUGCUUGAUUCUGUCCAGGGAGUGGAAGGAGGGCUGAAGUUUGAUCCUUAUACUGGGGGGUUUAUAGCCGGUGGAUCAAUCAUGCAGGAAACUGAAUCACAUAAAUAUCUUCUAUUUCCUGAGAAAAGUUCUGUGAAAGACCCUAAGCCUGCAACACAGAAAAAAAUCUCAGUAGUUUCAGCGCCUGGUAGCACUAGUGAGAAUUCAGCAAUUAAGUUGGAUGGUAAUGACGUUGGUUUGGUGGGAAACCAUCUUGUGCACUCAAGAAGUGUGCUAAUAUCUAGUACAAGUGAGGAAGAAUUGAAGAAAAACAAUGCGUAUUCUGAUGAUUCAAAAUCAAUGGCCAUGAAUGAUGAUGGAUCUUGCAAGAAAGCAUGCCAUUGGACAAACACUCAGGAUUGUCCUGAACAAACUUGUUCAAUAUCCUUGGUUUCUGAUGAGGUCGAAGUUGGUGCAGAUAGAGUAGAAGGAGCUGAUGAACAUAACCACCCUACUUCUUCAAGAACCACAGACUCAUCCAAUGGCUCUGGCUCAAUCAUGCAUGGAAGCUCAUCAUGCUCUCAAAGCUUUGAGAACCAUAAGCAUUCAAAAGUCAAGUCAACUUGUGUUGAUAGUGGGUCAAAAAUUAUUGUGAAAGCUGGCUAUAGGGGAGACACUAUUCGUUUCAAGUUUGAUCCAUCCGCAGGUUGUUUUAAGCUAUAUGAAGAAGUUGCAACAAGGUUCAAGCUACAAAAUGGGUCCUUCCAGCUCAAAUAUCUAGAUGAUGAAGAAGAAUGGGUGAUGUUGGUGAAUGACUCGGAUUUGCAAGAAUGUACAGAAAUUAUGGAUGACAUUGGCACACGUUGUGUGAAGUUUCUUGUUCGUGAUGUCCCUUGUGUUUUAAGCAGCCGUGACAGCAACAGUUGCUUCUUGUCAGACAGCUCAUAGUGCAUGAUAUCAUGCAUGGCUUUCAUUGUGACAAUUCAAAGUCUUAGGGUUUCCAUGAGCACUUCUACCUGGAGAAAAAAAUAUAAAAUAAACUUUUACAUAAACUAAAAUUAUCUUACAAAUAAGUUAGAAAACAUAUAACUGACACAAACAAGAUUUUACACAAAUUAACUUAUGCAUUUAGUUUUGAAAAAGUUUAUUUCAUUUUUUUAAUUUUCUUCUCUAGGAAGUGUUUAUGGUGAAAUUUAUCCAACCAGACCUUUACUUCAACAAUAUUUUGUUGACUUAUCACAUUCUUUUGUGGGUUUUGGUUCACACGGAUUCUAAAACCAUCCUGGUUGGAGGAGUUGGACUUUUAGCGACCAAUGCCACACAUUGCUGCCAUUGGGUAAAAUAUUUUUUAUAGUGCAAUCUUCCAAGGUUGUUGUUUCCAGAAGAUAGAUAGAUUCACAUAGUAGCAGUAGCAUUAGCGUGUUGAAUAUGUAGAUAUGCUAGAUUAAAGUUGCAUAGAAGUUUAUGGUUGUAGGCAUGACAGACGUAUAUAUUUCCAGUUCGUAUAUAUUAAUUUGUCAUUUGAAAA
This is a messenger RNA of Cajanus cajan (pigeon pea), 3613 nucleotides long. Its product is annotated as Plant regulator RWP-RK family protein. NCBI's taxonomy places the organism in Eukaryota, Viridiplantae, Streptophyta, Magnoliopsida, Fabales, Fabaceae. Gene Ontology annotation, molecular function: DNA-binding transcription factor activity; protein binding. The record is from RefSeq and is a predicted model, not a curated record.